UUUUCAAAAGAGAGAGCGAGUGAUAUCAAAUGAAAAAUGUUGUGCUUUGUCAGUGGAGUCUUCUUGUCAAACCCUGCCCAUCAUGAGUUCCUCCUCCGACGAUGACCCGAAGCUCCCUCACGACGUCGCCGUCGAGAUCCUGAAGCGGUUGCCGGCGAGAUCGCUCCUCCGGUUCAGGUGCGUCUCCCGGUCAUGGCGAUCCACCAUUGACGACCCUCGUUUCGUGGCCCUCCACCUGAGCCAUUCCGCUCUCGACGCCUCCAAUUGGCAUCUGGUAUACGAUCCUCUCCAGGACAUGUGCUCUCUGUUACCCAAUGCGUCCCUCACUCGGCCUUCCAAGUCUCAAAUCGAAAUGCCCUUUGCUGCCCCUCUCCACAGUUACGAUUUUGUCGGUUCGUGUAAUGGUUUGAUCUGUGUCACCGGAAGUUUCAUAAUUGGCAGUGAUCCGACGAUGUAUCUGUGGAAUUUAUUCACCAGAAAGCACAAGGCCAUUCCACGACCCGCUCUGGAGAAUCCAAUUCUUCGCGGGAGGGCUGCUUGUAUAAGUUUAGGGUUUGGCUUCGAUGCUGGGUCUAAUGACUAUAAGAUUGUGAGGAUUCUCUUCUGUCCAGCUAACCGUCGACGCUUUGGCCGGACUAAGUGUUCAGCCAAGAUUUAUUCACUCAGUACAGAUUUCUGGAGAAGUUUGGAGUGUGAGGUUCCUGCUUUAUCCUACCACGAACCUGUGGUCUUCUUGAAUGGGAAUCUGCACUGGCUUGCUUUCAAUUGAGAGGAGACUGGAUACGGAUUGAUAAUCUUGUUUGAGGUCGCAGGUGAGGUGUUUGAUGAAAUGACUCUUCCAGAAGAGAUUUCUCACCAAGACAACGGUGGUUAUUGAGUGAUUUGCUGGCUGUGUUUAUUAGUCGUGCAGAGGCAGCUGGGCAUCCUGAAUCUCAUUCUGUUUGUUCUGUCUGGAUUAUGAGAAACUAUGGUGUGCCUGAUUCUGUAUACUUUUGAGGCUAGUGGACUGUUAACCGGAUUCGAUGGCUUCACGCAGAAUGGUGAACUUGUUAUGGAAAUAGACAAUCGAGGACGAAUUAUUCGGAAUCCGAUGACAGGAAGAAUCACACUCCUUCCACUAUCAACACCAUGUGCUUUGGUCAACGUGGUAGAGAGCCUUGUUUCACUUUAGAUAUGAUUUGAUUGCUGCUAUAUGUAUUGGUAUGAAAGAGUGAUGCUUGCGGAGAAGUUGAAAGUUGCAUCUGAAUUGAGAAGAAAUAGCAUAUAAGAUCCAUGUGACUCUAGGUUUCAGCUUUGAUGCUAGUCUAACGAUGAUAAGAUUGUGAGGAUUCUCUAGUCGAGAUUCAUUCACUCAGUACAAGUUCUCUGGAGAAGUUUGGAUAGGUUACUGCUUUCUUCAGUUACAUGCCCUCAUUCUCCUUGAAUGGGGAUCGGCACGGUUUGCUGCAAGUUGGAUGAUCUGGGAGUGGAGAUGCAUCAAUAUACUUGUUCGAUUCGUCAGUGAGGUGUUUGAUGGAAUGGCUCUGCUGGAAGAGAUUAUUCACGAACACAAUGGUGGUCUAUUAGUGACCUUGGAAGUAUUAAAUGACUUGCUAGCUGUGUUCAUUAAUUUCACAGAUGCAGUUGUGCAUCCUGAACUGCAUUCCAUAUGUUGCAUUUGGGUUAUGAAGGAGUAUGGCCUGCCUGAGUCUUGGACUAAGUGGUAUCCUUUCGAGACUUGUGGGCUAGUAGCAAAAUUUGAUGGAGCCUGUGAUGGAAAUGUGUUUCUUGAAUCCAAUUUCAGGAAAUUAAGCAAAUCUUCCACUAUCAACACAAUGGGAUUUGGUCACUGUCAUAAAGAGCUUUGUUUCACUUUGGUUCUGUCUGAGAGUUGAAAGGGACAUCUGAAUUUAGAAGAAAUGGUCAUAUUCAUAUCCACUCUGGCUACAAAAUAAUGAGCAAAAGAAGUGAGGUGGUGCCCAUUUAUUAUCGGUACUAAGCUUUGGAAUGCAUAUGCCUUUUCACAGAGUUUUCAUUUAGACUAAUCAAAGUGUGUUCUGUGUAUGAGUGAAAGCAUGCAACUGAAGACUGCAUCUACACCUUCAGCAUUACCACUACUAGCAGAUUAUAGAUGACGUGGGAAAAAAAGAAGAAAAAAAACCAUAAACAUUUUUCAGCUUCUCCACAUCUUACUCUAUAGCAUUGCAAAGAGUGCAACUACAGACUACUGUGUUUUGUUUCUUAUCUCCUGACUUUUUGGUAGCACUGACAAUGCAUACCUAACAGGCUCGUUUAUUGAUCAAUGUAGACAGUUACACUAAUGGAUUAAGGAAACAUUGGAAAGUAUAUUAUCACCGUACACCUUUCCCCCAAAUGAGUUGUGGGUUGGAAGUUUCAUUCCAUCUUAUGGUACAGUAAUGAUUUGGCACGUUAACAAUUAUUUCAUCAGCCCUGUGGGAAUGUGGUCUGUAGAUGAGAUACUCUCUGCUUCCUCCUUGAUAAGACAUCCGGGAAAGUGAAUUCAAAUUGUAGUUUUCCUCCCAAGUCUGGUGCAAGGUGCUCGAGCUCUUCUUUAUUGAUAGGAAUUCUGGUGAUUGUCAAUCUGAGCUCAACUGGCUCUUGCAAAUGGGGAAUGGCAAAGAACAGCAGAAAGUAAUGUGCUAGUUUCUUUGGCAUGCCAGUAUAUAAUUUAUCUGGAAAGCUUCAUGGCCAAGCUGCUGCUUCGUGGACGAUGUUCUUAGAUUCAUCAAUGUUUUAGUUUAACAUCAAUUUGGAGUUUAUCGAGUUUCAAGGGGAUAUUCUUAGAUCGAUCAAAUUUGAAAUCUGUCGAGUUCAGCAUCUGUUUGAUGCAACGCCUUAGAUUUGUGUAGUUCAUGCUUGUUUGAGUACAGUUUGUAAUUGUUGUCUCUGUCCUGUUGGGCGGCGUGUGGGAAUAUUCCCCUUAAUGACCCUCUUGUUUUAUGAAGUUGAUGAUGCAAUGUAUCAACUUAUCUGAAAAGAGAAUUACAGUUGUCCUUUA
Messenger RNA from Eucalyptus grandis, 2998 nucleotides. RefSeq names its product F-box/kelch-repeat protein At3g23880. Gene Ontology annotation, molecular function: protein binding. The record is from RefSeq and is a predicted model, not a curated record. Lineage: Eukaryota; Viridiplantae; Streptophyta; Magnoliopsida; Myrtales; Myrtaceae. The transcript has a single exon. Bases 83 to 769 code for a protein of 228 amino acids.